Molecule: messenger RNA, 1059 nt
Organism: Helianthus annuus (common sunflower)
Lineage: Eukaryota; Viridiplantae; Streptophyta; Magnoliopsida; Asterales; Asteraceae
Exons: 4
Coding region: 1-1059 (352 amino acids)
Source: RefSeq, a predicted model, not a curated record
AUGGCUAAUCAGGAUUUUGAAGAGAGAACUGAUGCUGGAGCAUACUUUGUAAGUAGUACUGGUGGAGCUGGAAGUGGGAGUGUUGAAUCUUCUACACGUGUUCAAAAGGGUGCAACGCAACAAAGUAUGCUUAGAUUUUUGAAUUCCAAAGUAGACAAUGAGGAAGGACCAAAGGUGGAAGAAAAGAUGACACCAGCUGUUACUAAAGAGCAACGCAACAAAGUUUGUUUAGACAUUGGAAGAUUUUUUUAUGAGAACAGAAUCCAUUUUAAUGUUGCAACAAGUACUUCAUUCGCUAGCAUGCUCCGAUCAGUUGGUAACUAUGGUCGAGGAUUGAAACCUCCAACCAUGUAUGAGUUGAGGACUUGGAUACUGCAAGAAGAAGUAAAUACAACAAAAGCACUUGUGGCAGGCAUAAAAGAUACAUGGAAGAGUACUGGAGUGUCGUUGUUAUCAGAUGGUUGCUCUGAUAUGAGAAAUAGAAGUCUCAUCAACUUUUUGGUGAACAAUCCACAUGGUACAGUUUUCUUGAAGACGGUUGAUGCAUCCGAUUGUAUCAAGAAUGCUGACAAAUUAUUUGAGUUGCUUGAUGCGGUGAUUGAAGAAAUUGGUGAAGACAAUGUUGUUCAAGUCGUGACUGAUAAUGCAAGUGCAUACAAAAAGGCUGGAGAGUUGUUGAUGGAGAAGAGGAAAUCUUUGUAUUGGACCCCAUAUGCUGCUCAUUGCAUUGACUUAAUGCUUGAGAAAAUUACGGAGUUGACCCAACUAAAAAGAGCUUUGAUUAAAGCAAAAAAAUUAGCUACUUCAUUUAUAACCAUCAGUGGAACCAUUACAACAAAUGUUUUUUCAAGGGAAUGGAAUAGUUGUGCUUGGGCAAAGAAAGCUGAUGGAAUUGAGGCACUUGUCGAGGUUUUGAGGAUUGUUGAUGGGGAGCGGUCACCGGCUAUGGCUUUUAUUUAUGGUGCGAUGGAUGAAUGCAAGGAAAAAAUUGCAAGUAACUUUGAUAAUAAAGAGUCUUCUUAUAAAGAGAUUUGGGAUAUCAUUGAUGAAAAAUGGUAA